This is a messenger RNA of Strongyloides ratti, 2919 nucleotides long. Its product is annotated as B30.2/SPRY domain and SAP domain and SPla/RYanodine receptor SPRY domain and Concanavalin A-like lectin/glucanases superfamily domain and SPla/RYanodine receptor subgroup domain and P-loop containing nucleoside triphosphate hydrolase domain-containing protein. Gene Ontology annotation, molecular function: protein binding. The record is from RefSeq and is a predicted model, not a curated record. Bases 1 to 2919 code for a protein of 972 amino acids. The transcript has 4 exons. NCBI's taxonomy places the organism in Eukaryota, Metazoa, Nematoda, Chromadorea, Rhabditida, Strongyloididae.
AUGAAUACACGUAGAUCAAGUGCAAGGAUUGCUGCAUUAAAAGGAAAUUCAUCAGAACCACAGUUAAAUUCAGUUAUAAUUCCUUUACUUACCGUUCCUCGUUUAAAAGAAGAACUUUUAAAAAGAAAACUAAAAUGUACUGGAAGAAAAGAAGCUUUAGUUGAAAGACUUAUUGAAUAUAUCAGUAAAAAUAAUGUAGUUUGUGAUGAUAUUGCUUCAUCAUCUCAAUCUGAUAUUAAUGUAGAAAUACCUACAACUGAGGAAACAGUAAAAGAGAAGGAAAUUAAUUUAUCUUCAGAAGAACUUCCAAUUGCAAAUGAAGAAAUUCAAGAAAGUGUUCAAAAACAGGAAGUUACAUGUUCUGAUGAUUCAAGUGUUGAUAAAGAUAAUAUAACCGAGAAUACAGAUAUAUUAGAUGCUGUAACGGAGACGUCUCAACUUCAAGAAAAUAAAAGCACGCAAAGUGAUAUCAUAAAUAAGUGUAAAUUAGAAGAAGAUGAAAACAAAGAAAGUGAUAGAACAGAAAUAUAUGAAAGUGAAAAAAAUGAAAACAAAGAAAGUGAGAGAACAGAAACACACGAAUGUGAAAAAGAUGAAAGCAAAGAAGGUGAAAAAAUAAGAUUGUUUAAAAUGGAGGAAGAUGUAAAUAAAGGUGAUAAAAUAGAUACAUUAAAAAUGGAAGAAGAUGAAAGUAAAGAAAGCGAUCAAAUGGAAGUAUACGAACCUGUAGAAGUUGGAAGUAAAGAAAGUGAUGAAAUGGAAACAUACGAAAUUAAAGAAGUUGAAAACAGACAAAAUGAUAGAAUGGAAGAAGAUGAAAUAGGACCAUACAAACCCGAAAGAGAUGAUGACAGGGAAAGUGAUAAAGUAGAAAUGUACAAAAUCUCAGUAAAAGAUAAUAUUAAAAAUGAUAAAGUAGAAACUUGUGAAAUUCAGAAAAAUGAAAAUAAUCAUUUAGAACUAAAAGGAGUAAAAAGGAAACGUAGAUUUUUUGAAGAAGGUCCACCAACCAAUGAAAUUAAUAUUCCACCACCGGAAACAAUAGUGAAUCUUGUGGAACAUUAUAACAGUACAGUACAAAGUAAAAGAAAGAACUACUGUUCUUUCAAUAACUAUGUGUCGAAUAAAGACAUUGAAUCACCUUGUUUAUUGGAGAUUGACGAAAAUAUAAAAGAACCCAAUAAUGAGGAUAGUCGAUUAACAAAUACGGGAAAUCUUUUUGAAAAAAUGUCAGAAAAUUUGUAUAAUGGUAAAACAGAAAGUUAUAUAUUUGAUAAUCACAGUAAUGUCAAUGAAUAUAUUCAACCUCCAAUUCUAUAUCCUGAUGAACAGAAUUCAGAUUGUAAUGGUAGUGAAAAUAGACUUGCUGAAUUGAUGAAAGACCCCGCUGCAUUGCUACAAAAGGCAACAGCUGUUCUUAAAAAUUUAAAUGAUAGGACAGAUUAUCAAUAUGAACAAUUUCCCUGUGAAUCAACUUUUGUUGAAGAUGUCAAACCAUUACCAGAAUUUCAUGGAGAACCUGUACAAUCAGAUGUAGAAGAAGAUGAUUAUUUUGCUAAGGCUGCUGGUAUUAAGAAAAAAAAAGAUAAAAAUUCUGUUGUAAUACCUGAAGAAGAAGCUCCUCCUAUGAAUGAUGAAGUUGAUUUAGAUUACUAUAAUGCCGAUCUUCACAUAAAAGCUUCUGUUGAUGAUAAAUGGCUAAUAGAACCUGAAAAUAGUGAUGGUUUUGCAUUAAUGUGGGGUGGUAUUCGAUCUAACCAUGGAAUAAAAUAUGAUAGAAAUUUAAGUAGUUAUAAUAAAAAGUUUUGUUUUCAAGUAAAAAUAAUAGAUCAUUUGUCAUUGAAACAUGUACCUUUUGAAGAACGUGAACCAUAUGAUAUUCGUGUUGGUUGGUCAUUAAACAACAAAAGUCAAGCACUUGGUGAUUUGGCAGGAACAUAUUGUUUUAAUAGUAAAGCAAUGAAAGCUUCUGCGUGUAUUUUUAGUGAUUAUGGUGAACCUUUCAGUAUUAAUGAUGUUAUAACAACAAUAUUGGAUAUCUCACAUGGAUAUAUUUCUUAUUACAAGAACGAUGAAUUCUUAGGAAUUGCUUUUAAUGAAACUUGUUUUAAGGAUAAUGAUGCCAUCUUUGCUCAUAUAGCAAUUAAAAAUUGUAAAGUUAAGGUAAAUUUUGGCCAUGGAUCAGAAGAAGAUUUUCCUUCACGUUUUAUUCCAAAAGAUGUUCACUUUUUAAAUACUAUGAAUUGUUCUGAAGAAAUGAUAAGGAGUAGGCAACCACCACCACGAAAAGAAGACUGUACCGUUAUUAUGACUGUUGGUUUACCAGGUUCUGGUAAAACAACAUGGGUUCGCCAAUAUUUACGUGAUAAUCCAGAUGGUCAUUGGAGAGUGAUAUCAAGUGAUGCUUUAUUACAACAAAUGCGUAUAGAUGGAAUUCCACGUAAACAAAUACAUAGUGGAAGAUGGGAUAUGGUUAUGGGUCUUGCAGCAAAAGCUGUUGUUAAAGCAAUGGGUUUAGCUUGUAGAAGAAAACACAAUUAUAUAAUUGAUGGUACUAAUGUUUCUAGAGAUGCAAGAAAAAGGAAAUUAGCACAAUUUCAAGAUUUUCAAAGAAAAUGUGUUGUUUUAAUACCUCCAGAAAAAGAACUUAUUCACAGACAAAUGAAACAAGAAAAACAAGAUGGUAUCCGACCAAUACCCGCAGAAGCCAUGUUAGAAUUAAAAGCAACUAUGUCUAUUCCAGAAUUGACAGAAGAACCUGUUGAAGAUAUUAUAUUUGUUGAACCUGAGCAAAUAUCACAUGCUUUAAAAAUUGUAGAAAAUUAUAACAAAGAAGGUGAACCAUGGUUAAUUCAAAAAAAUAAACAGAAACGACAAAAACACAAUGCUCAAAUUAAUAACCAUAGUGUAAACAAUUGA